Symbiodinium necroappetens is the source of this 1872-nucleotide messenger RNA. Lineage: Eukaryota; Dinophyceae; Suessiales; Symbiodiniaceae. The record is from the annotation of a GenBank genome assembly.
AUGGUGGCUCCAGCAAUCUUGGCCGUCUUCUCGCUGGGAUACACUGUUGUGGCAGCCGGACGUUUAGCCCAGCAGCAUUUUGCAGGAGCAUUGCGCCGGGUUUCCUUGUCCAAGUCCGUUAUAGCAAGUGCCAAAAGCCGGGCAUCUUCGAAGGUGACAAACAAGGAGGACUUGUCGGACGAAGAGAACUGUCAGACUCAAAUUGCGAGCUUUGAUCGGCACGUCAAGGAGUUUUGCGAGCAAAUCCGGCCAGAUAUUCAGAACGGCUCCUACGCCUGGUUGACCUAUAUCUCGGAUGUGCGCGCCACCGAAAUGGCGAAAAGCAUCUCCGAUGCGUUGUGGACUGGCCAGCCGGAUGCCUCAUCUGGCUUUCUGUUUGCUCGCGCGUCCUUUAGGGAGAAGGGGCUCCUGCUCUGGAGCGGGGCUCAUGUAGCAUCAAGACGGUUUUGGUGUGAGGAGCUGGGCUUGUACAUGUUGCACGACGACAUCCUGGGUGAUGCAUUUCGAACACCCUUUGGAUCCCUUCUAGAGAUGGAGGGCGUGAAGGACUCGAAAGGCAGACUGUUUGGGAGUUGUGGCUGGGAGCGGGUGGCCCCAAUCUGGCGGGCGGCCUCCGAGGCGGUGGUUGAAAGAAGUUCGCAGGAGCUGGGUGUUCGGGUGCUUUUGAAGAAAGCCUUGGUUGGGAAAGGGCAGACACUGACGGAAACUGCCUUUUUCCGCUUCGAGCUGGUGGGCCUGGCGAGACAUCCCCCCAAAGGGGGGAUGAAGAUCCUGAAUGCCCAUGAGAGCGUGAAGUGUCGCCACGUAAUGCCCCUCAUCCGUGCAAAAAUCGAGGAGGUGGGCUCAGCCCACGAUUGGGAGUCGGUUCAGAGCUUCUGCUGUGUGGACAUCCCAGAGCUUCCUCAGAAGGGCCAGGCCAAAGCCCUGGAUUCCCAGGCUUCCCAGUUUCCGAAGCCUUGGUCCGAUCUUGACCCGGAGUGCAAAGUCACCAAUCAGGCCCUGACGCGGCCGCUGUUUCACGAGUGCCUCUCAAAAGGCCAGGUCGCUUGGCGCGACCUCUCUGAGCUCAGUCGAGCCGAGCAGAUCAAGGGGCUUGACGGAACUCUGCAACAGCACGGGCCUCAAGUGGCGGUGGUUCUCCCCGAUUUAGUCCUCAUGUUCCCGGGUCGUAUGCUGGAAGACUUCGUCAACCGGAGGAUGACGAGCCAUUCAUCGGAUCAGCACGUCCAAAAGGCUUGGGAACUAUUGAGCGAUUGGGAUUGGACAGGAGAGCCGGAUCUUCCAACUCUCCGACUACUUCUGUCUGCACCUCGCGACGAGACUCGCUUGAAAGCUGUUCAGGCCUUAGGCGUCCUCUCUCGACAGCCCUCCGACCUUCCGUCGGUGCAGACAUGUCUGUGGAUGGCCAUGAGCGACUCCAGCCAGGAGGUGCGUGGGGCAGUGGCGCAGACUUUCGUUAACUUGACGAGCCCCGACAAGAAUGACAAGACAAGGCUAGAACUGGUGCUCGAGACAGUGAAGAAGGUCCUGAGGGAAGACGCUGAAUCCAUCUGGCGUGGCUCAAAGUCGAAACUGAUCCUGGAAAGCGGCAUCGCAGAUGAGCGUGCCGUUGCUACAGCUGUGAUGGUGUUGGAAGGCCUCGCAUAUCAACACUUCGGUGCAGUGCUGCCUAUUCUCAAACACGCGGCCACAAGUGGUAAGUUGAGGACUCGCCUGAGAAUCGUGAAGGCCGCGGCUACUCUGUGCGCGAAUGACAGGACCAGAAAGGGAGCUCUUCUGCCGCUCCUACAGAAUGCUGCCGCGGAUGUCGCGCCGGGUGUGAGCCUUGACGCUCGCAAUGCACUGCUUUUCUCGUGCCCACCAAAUCUGUGA